This is a messenger RNA of Zingiber officinale, 959 nucleotides long. Its product is annotated as transcription factor RAX3-like. NCBI's taxonomy places the organism in Eukaryota, Viridiplantae, Streptophyta, Magnoliopsida, Zingiberales, Zingiberaceae. The transcript has 3 exons. The coding region runs from base 105 to 797 and encodes 230 amino acids. The record is from RefSeq and is a predicted model, not a curated record.
CUUUUUCUUCCUUUUUAAAGACGACGCAGAGAAAGGCAUCCUCCAUUGCUCCUCUGCUCGCUCUGCUAUUCUUCCUUCAUCCAUUUGCAGCUCUUCACUGUUCAAUGGGGAGAGCUCCGUGCUGCGAUAAAGCCAACGUGAAGCGGGGGCCCUGGUCGCCGGAGGAAGACGCCGCCCUCAGGAGCUACAUCGAGAAGAACGGCACCGGCGGCAACUGGAUCGCUUUGCCCCCGAAAGCAGGCCUCAAGCGGUGCGGUAAGAGCUGCCGAUUAAGGUGGCUCAAUUACCUCCGCCCUGACAUCAAGCAUGGCGGCUUCACGGAGGAGGAGGACAACAUCAUUUGCACUCUCUAUGAUCGUCUCGGAAGCAGGUGGUCCGUGAUCGCUUCCCAGCUGGUUGGAAGAACGGACAACGAUGUGAAGAACUACUGGAACACCAAGCUCAAGAAGAAGCUGCUCGUGGCGAGGGCAAACUCCAGCUCCACCCCUCCUCCGGUCCUCUCCCCGCCCAUCAAAACAGGGGCUCUUGGCGGCGCCGAGUUCAGCUUCGCCAAUGUCAAACCUCUUCAACCCAGCUACGGGUUGCUCCCUCAGCAGUAUCCCCAGACGCCACUCCCCGAGAGGAGUUUCAUCGAGCAAAUGGUCUCCCCGCCUGUGAACGAGCUGUUCCUAUCAGUGCUUGGACUGGGAGACGCCGGCGCCUUAUUCCUCGGCGGCUAUGGCUUCGGCUAUCAGGAGAGCGAUCCAAUUCCCGGCGACACGACAACACUGUAUCAGGGCCUCACUUUCUCGUCAUGAUGGGCGCAACUGUAACAAGUUCCAUUACCCAUGAACGUGAAAGAACUGACAACAAAGUAGAGGACCAGAAAUCCUUGUAAUUAGCAAUGUAGUUUCUGUUCUAAUUCCCUUUUGUCUUUCCAUCCUCGCGUAGCAAAAUGGAUUGGUUGGUGCGCAGUGGAA